Molecule: messenger RNA, 1119 nt
Organism: Kwoniella shivajii
Lineage: Eukaryota; Fungi; Basidiomycota; Tremellomycetes; Tremellales; Cryptococcaceae
Exons: 8
Coding region: 1-1119 (372 amino acids)
Molecular function (GO): oxidoreductase activity; FMN binding
Source: RefSeq, a predicted model, not a curated record
AUGACGAUUCAAUCAGAACGGCUAUUCGAGCCUAUCAAAAUAGGGGAUGUAACCCUUAAGCAUCGCGUGGUUAUGGCUCCUAUGACUCGCCUCAGAGCGGACAACGAGACGGCAGCUCCUAGUGCUAUGUCCAUAGCAUACUACGCGCAGAGGGCAAGUGAUGGGGGAUUGAUCAUUUCUGAGGGGACUGUGCCUUCUGUGGAAGGCAGAGGUUGGCCCAACAGUCCAGGGAUAUGGUCAACGGAGCAGAUCGAUGCAUGGAAGAAGAUCACAGAUGCUGUUCAUGCUAAGAAAGGAACGAUAUUCUGUCAGCUAUUCGCGGCGGGACGUGUAGCCAACCCAAGUAUCGCACCCGUCAUAUACGCCCCAUCAGAUAUCAAUGAUCCCACCCCUGGUGCCCCUACACCACCUCUCAAAGUUAUGACUCGGGAAGAUAUCACCAAGAGUAUCGCCGAUUUCACUCAAGGAGCUAAGAACGCGAUUGCAGCUGGUUUUGACGGCGUGGAAAUACACUGUGCCAACGGAUAUCUCCUUGACCAGUUUAUCCAAUACAACUCCAAUCAGCGUAGUGACGAAUAUGGCGGCUCACUAGAGAACCGGUUCAGAUUCCCAUUACAGGUGAUCUCUUCCAUCUCAUCAGCUAUUGGUGCUUCAAAAGUGGGAGUUAGGAUAUCUCCAUUUGCAACGUUUCAAGGAAUGAGACCCUCUGACCCGUUGGCGGUGUUUAUCCCUUUCACCAGAGCGGUUCUUUCCUCUACCCCAGGUCUAGCUUAUAUAUCGGGAUUGAUGCCUAGAGCCAACGGAGCGGAUGAUCAAGCGAAUCUAGUUGAGAACGAUGCCUUGGAUCCGAUAAGAGAUAUCGUCGUUGUGACAGGAGUGACAUUUUUCGUUGCAGGUGGAUUUACAACACAAAGCGCCAAAGGACAUGCAGAGAAACAUAAUGAUCUCAUCGCCUUUGGAAGGUAUUUUACGUCAAAUCCAGAUCUUCCACAGAGGAUCAGAAACGACUGGCCGCUGGUCAAGUACGACCGAGACACCUUCUACACCCCUGGCAAGGAAGGUUAUCUCGACUGGACAGAGUACAAAGCUAUCCAUCAGUUUGACGCUGUUUAUCCCUAA